AUGACAGUCGGCGUCGAACAACCUGCGUAUACGUUAGUGUACGACCCCAAUCCAAAUGGGGUCACAUAUACCGUAUCAGACUUCCAAAAGGCAUUGGAAAAGGGGUCUGAUACUGAAAAGAUCGCGACCAUGAAGAGGAUCUUGGUGACCAUGUUAGAUGGUAAUCCAUUACCAGAUUUGUUGAUGCACAUCAUCAGAUUUGUGAUGCCUUCAAAGAACAAGCAAUUGAAGAAGCUUUUAUACUUUUACUGGGAAAUUGUUCCAAAAUUAGAUCGUGAAGGUAAAUUGAAGCAAGAAAUGAUUCUUGUCUGCAACGCUAUCCAACAUGAUUUGCAACAUCCAAACGAAUACAUCAGGGGCAAUACCUUAAGAUUCUUGACGAAAUUGAAAGAAGCAGAACUUUUAGAGCAAAUGGUUCCUUCUGUCCGUGCUUGUUUGGAAUACAGACACGCAUACGUUCGUAAGUAUGCAAUCUUAGCAGUUCUUUCCAUUUACAAAGUCAGCGACCAUUUGAUUCCUGAUGCUUGUGAAGUGAUUGAUUCCUUUUUGGUUGCAGAAACUGAUCCAAUUUGUAAGAGAAAUGCUUUCCUAGGUCUUGCAGAAUUGGACCGUGAAGCUGCGUUGAACUACCUACAGGACAACCUAACUUCGAUUGAAAAUUUGGAUGCUUUGCUACAAAACGCCUUCAUUAGUUUCAUUAGAAAGGAUGCUAUCAAAACUCCAGGAUUGGUCUCUCAGUAUGUUGAAUUGUUGCAAGAUCUUUUAGUUUCUACUCGUUCUACGGAUGUCAUGUACGAAGCUGCCAUUACUUUAACUGUUCUAACCAAUAAAGAAGCUAUUUUAUUGACCGUAGCUAACAAGCUAAUUGAUUUGGCCACAAAAGAAUCUGAUAACAACAUCAAGUUGGUUGUUUUAGAAAAAAUCAACGAAAUAAACGAGAAGAAUCCAGGCUCUUUAGAGGAUCUAACAUUGGAUAUUCUACGUGUUUUGAACGCACAAGAUUUGGAUGUCCGUGCUAAGGCUUUGGAUAUCUCCUUAGAAUUGAUUACGUCCAGAAACGUAGACAGUGUAGUUAAGUUAUUGAGGAAAGAAUUACAAUCUACUGCUGAUAGCAGUAACGAUAAAACUCUGGAGUACAGGCAAUUAUUGAUCAAAUCCAUUAACAAAGUGGCAAUAAGAUUUAUUGAAGUCUCCUCCAAUGUUGUCUCAUUGCUUCUAGAUUUUAUCGGUAACUUGUCGUCUGAAAGUGCCAAUGAUGUCAUUUCCUUUACAAAACAGGUCAUUGAAAGGUAUCCUGAGUUAAGAUCUGAGAUUUUAACUACUUUGAUUGAGACAUUGCAUGAAGUAAAGUCAGCAAAGGCUUACCGUGGUGCUCUUUGGGUACUAGGUGAGCAUGCCCAAUCCGAAGCAGAAAUCCAGAAUACCUGGAAGCACAUCCGUUCAAGUAUAGGUGAAGUUCCAAUUGUUCAAUCUGAACUGAGAAGAGUUCAAAAUGAUGACGAAGACGAUACUGAAAAGGCCCCAAUAGUAUCCACAGGGCCGGUAGUUUUGCCAGAUGGUACUUAUGCAACCGAAUCUGCUCUAUCUGUCUCAGAAAAGGUCAAAUCCACCUCAAACGAGGAAAAAGAAGCAAGACCUCCUUUACGUCGUUUCGUCCUAAAUGGAGAUUUCUUUACUGCCUCUGUGUUGGCUAACUCUAUCGUUAAAUUGGUGUUGAAAUUCGAAAAGAUUUCCAAGAACACUUCUGUAACUAACGCCCUAAAGGCCGAAGGGUUGUUGAUUUUGGUUAGUAUCAUCAGAUUAGGUCAAAGUAACUUAGUAGAAAAGAAGAUUGACGAGGACUCUGCUGAAAGACUAAUGACGGCAAUUUCGGUAUUGAUGGACGAGAUUUCUACCGAAGAAAGUCAAGCAGAGAAAGAACUUUUGAGUUUGGCAUUCUUGGAAGCUACCAACGAAUCAUACAAAUCAAGAGUCAAUGUUACUUUGAAGAAGAAUGCUGCCAAGAGAUCAAACUACCUAGCCAAGCACGCCGAGGCCAUCGAUAAAUCCAUCGUUUUCAGACAAUUUAAGAAUGCAGGCUUGCACAAUACCCCCGUCGAUUCAAUCGAAGAAGAUAUAAAAUUGGCUACCACCGGUACUGUAUCAUAUUCCAAACUACAAGCUAAUUCUAUCACUUCAAAAUUGAAGAAGAUCGUCCCAUUGACUGGUUUCAGCGAUCCUGUUUAUGCCGAGUGUUAUAUCACUAAUCACCAAUUCGAUGUUGUGUUAGAUGUUCUAUUAGUGAACCAAACCAAGGAUACUUUGAAAAACCUACAUGUUCAAUUCGCUACUCUUGGUGACUUAAAAAUUAUUGACCACCCACCUAGCACCAACGUUAUUCCACAUGGGUUCCACAAAAUUACGAUAACAGCAAAGGUGUCCUCAGCAGAUACUGGUGUUAUUUUCGGUAACAUUAUAUAUGAUGGUGGUCACGGUCAAGAUUCUCGUUAUGUCAUCUUGAAUGACGUUCAUAUCGACACAAUGGAUUAUGUGAAACCAGCAAUCUGCGAUGAUAACAGUUUCCGUAAGAUGUGGAAUGCGUUUGAAUGGGAAAAUAAACUUCGUAUCAAAUCCAAAUUACCAUCUUUACGCGGUUAUUUAGAGAAGUUGGUGGAAGUUACACAUAUGAAGGUUCUAACCCCUGAAGAGGCACUCGGCGACAAUGAUUCCAGAUUCCUAAGUUGUAACUUAUAUUCUAGAUCUACAUUUGGCGAGGACGCUUUGGCUAACCUGUGCAUAGAGAAGGAUCCAAUCACACAAGAAAUUGUUGGUGAAAUCCGUAUUCGUUCAAAGACCCAAGGGUUAGCUUUAACCAAUGGUGACAAUAUUACCAGAAUGGGAAGAACUAUGAAUAUCGUUAGUGUUGAUCGUGUUUGA
This is a messenger RNA of Kluyveromyces lactis, 2916 nucleotides long. It is a transcript of the gene SEC26, whose product is annotated as coatomer subunit beta. Gene Ontology annotation, molecular function: structural molecule activity. Gene Ontology annotation, cellular component: COPI vesicle coat; cytoplasm. The record is from RefSeq and is a predicted model, not a curated record. Gene Ontology annotation, biological process: endoplasmic reticulum to Golgi vesicle-mediated transport; intracellular protein transport; intra-Golgi vesicle-mediated transport. The transcript has a single exon. The coding region runs from base 1 to 2916 and encodes 971 amino acids. Lineage: Eukaryota; Fungi; Ascomycota; Saccharomycetes; Saccharomycetales; Saccharomycetaceae.